AUGGCAGGUUCACUGACCUCAGAGAUCCAACUUUCGCUUGUGUUGCUGCUCAGCACAUUGGUUACAGUGAUUUGGCCUAGGUUAUCCAAGAACCAGCUGGACAAGACUGAAGCAUUAAUUUCACCGUGGCGCCAGACGAGCAGCUGGUUAACUCCUGAUGGGUCCAGUCCUAGUCUGAAUGCUCCUGAGAGUGGGACUUUGUUAGAUAUCCAAGAAGUAAUGGAAACUUCUUUCUUGGUUCUUAGAUUAAACCCAAUCUUCAUCCCGGGAAGUAACACGUUGGUGGGAUGGUCAAAGCUUUGCCAUACGACACGACCCGGGACUCCUCCUGGCCCGACCUCUCGGACCACAAAGUUCCCGGAAUCGAGUAAAGUGGCAGACACAUUCCUGGCCGAUGAAAGUUGCCCAGCUGGUCUUUGGUUCACCAAGAUUGGGAAAGCAUUUGCCUGUGUGAUCUUGAGAACCCCAUUGGUAUCAAUAGAUAGAGAGCCGGAUGAAUCAAAAACCGAUUCGAUACCAACAUACCUAUUGCCAGCUGACCCAAGUACGAAAGUAGAUGAUUCCUUGGGCGUGAAGAAUCCGAGAAUGAAGAUGCCACCCGCGGAGAUCAACUGCUCCCAAUCUCUGAGAUGCUGCCCCGGUUUCAAUGUGUCGGUUUUGUGUGGUGAAAUGGCGAGAACCAACUCGAGAAAGAUCGGUGUGAGAAUGAGAAGGAGGGGAAUAAGAAUGGGUGAAAGAGCCAUGCUUGGUUUAAGUGUUUGUUUCACUUUAAGCUGUCUCUUAACUCUUAAGAGAAAUUUAUAG
Molecule: messenger RNA, 804 nt
Organism: Thlaspi arvense
Lineage: Eukaryota; Viridiplantae; Streptophyta; Magnoliopsida; Brassicales; Brassicaceae
Source: the annotation of a GenBank genome assembly